This is a messenger RNA of Orussus abietinus, 5755 nucleotides long. RefSeq lists its product as uncharacterized. The coding region runs from base 1438 to 4599 and encodes 1053 amino acids. Gene Ontology annotation, biological process: endoplasmic reticulum tubular network organization. Gene Ontology annotation, cellular component: endoplasmic reticulum membrane; cytoplasmic microtubule; endoplasmic reticulum tubular network. The record is from RefSeq and is a predicted model, not a curated record. The transcript is spliced from 7 exons. Gene Ontology annotation, molecular function: microtubule binding. Lineage: Eukaryota; Metazoa; Arthropoda; Insecta; Hymenoptera; Orussidae.
GGUAAUUAGCAGCAGAAGAUUGAACUCUUCCGGGCUGAGAAUUAAUAACGAAUCGUGAUUAUUAACCUUGAGUCUUCCCGAUAAAACCACUGAGAGGUAACCAUCUUUACGAAAAAAAUGGCUCUUCAGGGUCGACGACCUCGAAGAAGAUGGCCGAAGAGGUUCAACGACUGAUAACUCAUGAAGAACGCGAAUGCUUCUGACAAUAGGGCGAAAAAGAGAACAUCGCCACUUUACUUUCUUUUUCUUUUCUUUACAUUGUCUUACAGUUUUUCCAACGCUUGACUUUUGAACUCACGUAUCAGCUGAUCCAAGGCACUGACUCUGAUUCAUCGAACUCCAAUUUUAGCCAAGCUGCGUCGCAACCAAAGCACCUCUUCAGGGUUACAGAGCCUCCUGGAGAUAAAAGAAAAAACGCAAAAAAUUACGAAUCAGGGAACUGAAAAUUAAGAAUAACGCAAAAGGAGCGGAAAAAAGAAAUGGGGCACUCGAGCGAUAUUUCUCGUUACUUUCGCCCCAUCAGUGGUUUAACGAAUGACGAAGAGUCAUAAAGGAUCAAUUAAUUUUCUAAUUAGCGAAGGUCAGCUGGUGACCUCGUCCUGGCGAAUUAACUCAUUAGUCCGAACCUGGCAAGGCUUCAUUAAGACUCUAACUUGUCGGCACUUUAAUUAGUAUAUCUCCUGCAUUUACAUACCCGUAAUGAAAAUACACUCCCGAGGCAUUUUCCUGACCUCAAGUUAAUCGCAUAAAUCCGUAAUAUUUAAUGAACAAAUUAGUGCGACCUCGAAGACAAAAAGGGGUCGAUCGAAUUCUCUCCCUUCAAUCGAAGCUCGGUAUUCUGAUCCUAAAUUGCGACCUCGAUUUAUCUUUCCCUUUAAGUCAGGCAUCGACCUCGACCUCCCAUACCCUAGAAAUUAUUUCUGAAUUGAUAAUACGUCUAAUGAUUUUAUAUCUGGAUUUAAUAAUCGACAUAUUUCGAGGCUAUUUGAUGACCUUAAUUUUAGCCUUGAAAUCGGGACUACCUUAAUGUUUAGAUCUUUAGAUCAAGGCAAUUCCCGAUGCAUCAUCGAAUUACGAGUUACGUGACGACCUCGACCUCGACCUCGACCAAAUUAUUUAAGCGGCAAAUCACCUCCAACGGCAACUGGACUUUUAAUGCGUCGUCGAGUUGCGAAUUAACCUGAUGACCUCGACCUCGUCCUAGAGCUCGACCUCGACCUCUGUCAAAAUAUUUAAACCCCAAACCACCUCCAAAAGCAGUGGGACUUUUAACGCGUCGUCGAGUUGCGAAUCGAUGAGUUGACCUCGACCUCGAUUUCAAAUAUUAAAACCCCAAAUCACCUUCAAAGGCAGUGGGACCUUUAAUGUGUCGUCGAGUUGCGAAUUCACGGAUCGAUUUUGAUCGAAAGAUCCAAAGUUCUCAAUACGAGACCUCUAAUGCCUCUGUCCGACCUUAAGUCAUCGACCUCGGUGGUCCACCCCCGGAGUCCCCUCCCUCCUCCUCGUCGAAGAGGGCCCCCCGAGGACCCGACGAUGACCGACUCCACGAGCGAGUGUCCGUCGAUGGUCGACGUCUGCGACCUCGACAACGAGGUCGACCUCGGUGACCGACGUCGAGGUCGCCAUCCGGAAGUCGACGCUAUGGCCAGGCGGAUGGGCGUUUCGCGGAUCUUUAACCGGAAGUCGAUGACCUGGGCACGGGAUACUCUCGAGAGGCUGCCUAUCAAACUGACCUUGGCCAAUCUUGGGAUCGUGGCCUUGACCCUGGCGAUCCUGAUGCCGAGGUCGCUCACUUAUCUCCUCAUCUAUCCGAUUUUCAGAUUGGUCUUUGGCACCCUCUACCCCGCCUAUGCCUCCUACAAGGCCAUUAGGACGAAGAACGUCAAGGAAUACGUAAAAUGGAUGAUGUACUGGAUCGUAUUUGCACUCUUCUCCUCGGCGGAGACCUUCACGGACGUCUUCUUCAGUUUUUGGUUCCCGUUCUACUAUGAGAUCAAGAUCAUCCUGGUGCUCUGGCUUCUGAGUCCUGCGACGAAAGGCUCCAGCAUCCUUUAUCGGAGAUUCGUACAUCCGGCCUUGGUGCGCAGAGAAGCGGAAAUUGACGAAGCCCUUACACGUGCUACCGAACAGGGGUACACUGCGGUGUUACACCUGGGCACCAAGGGUGUCAAUUAUGCCACCACGGUGCUGAUGCAGACGGCGAUCAAGGGCGGAGGCGGAUUGGUCCAGCAGCUUAGGAAGAGCUACAGUCUGAGCGAUUUAACCGGCGAAAAGGAAGACGAGAAUAGAAACAUGUCCAAUUCGCGAGACGAGACGGACUUGCAAGUGGAACCUCGUCGAAGGGAAAACGUGGGCAGAAGGGGGUACAGUCCCCGGAGAACUCAGUCGAGCAGCAACCGGGUCGAGAUGUACUUUUCAGAAGUAGACGUCGACGUGAGGCAACCAAGGCCUAGGGAGCCAAUUACUAGCUUAAGUAACAUUAGGUCAUCGGACGACAUAUCCAGCGGCUACAGCAGCGGUGAAGCUUUGCAGACGCAUCGAGGGACGUCACAAGCUGAAAGCCUCGUCAGGACGUCGAGCGUCGGCGCCAGGACGCGCACCAAGCCACGCUCUACUACGAAGAAGACGCCAGAGGACGUGGAGGAGGACGUGGGGUAUAUCGUCGAAGUCCCGCCUCUCGAUCGGAUCCCGCUUUCGGGUAUCGAGCACUUAGUGAGCGCUGAUCAGGCCCUCGACCUGAUCUCGAGGCUCUCCCAAGUCCUGGACCCCGAGACUUUAUCCAGGUACGGACUUAGAGAGAGCACUUCGAGCUUUAUCCCCGACCCUGAAGCGGAUUUCGAGGCCCCAGGGUCGAAGAUCCAAGAAACAGGGGGUCAAGAGGAGAGGCCAGCUUCCCUGGAGCCGCUCAUCAGCUGUGAUCAUCAACAGAACCAGCAUCCUCUUCAAGGUCGAGGUUUGAUCCCUGAAGAGCCAACAGGUGCGGGGAACUCGAGGUCGAGGUCGAGGAGUGGUGAGAAUCCAGAAAAUGCAGAAACUCCAGGAAGCACCUCCACCCCCUGCGACCGGCUCCCAGACCCCAGGGGUAAUCCGUGUUUUAAUCCGACUGAGGAUGUUGCAUGCAAAGAUUUAAGAUGUUACGAAGACGCACUUCAGGAAGGGGAGUCUAACUUGCAGUUCGUCGUCGAGGAAAUCCCGUACGAGAAAGUGGACCUUGAAGAGAAGCCGAAGAUGGAGGACGAAGAGCUAGCUGCAGGGAGGGGAGUUGAUAAGGAGCCGGCCGGUGAUAAGAUUCUUUCUGGGGAAGUUUUAGAUCACCAGGAAGCUGGGGCGGAUUCGGGAUUUGUCGCUGGAGUACUUGCAUGUCAAGGAACUAACAUUGAAGAGACACUUCAGAUGGAAGGGCGACACCUAGAUCAAGAUUUAGAUGAUAAUGGGGCUAAUAGUAUUAAUAUCGACGAAGGGAAGGGUGAAGAGGAUGCUUAUGUCCAGGCUGAAGAGGAUGUGAUGGGUGAAGGUAAAAUUGAACUUGCGGAGAAUUUCCUGGAGCAGGAAAAAGUUCGUGAAGGUGAAGGCUCCGUGGAUUUUGGGAACCCUGAAGAGAGGAUGGCUGCAAAUCCGGAGCCCAAGGUCAGUGCUGGAAGGAUCACAGAUGAGAUUUGUCAAAAUAGGUUCGAUGAGCUGAAACAUCUGUUGGAGACCGCUCACAAGACUAUGGCAAGUAUAGUUUCCUCCCAGGAGACGUUGGAAGUGGUCGGGAAAAAGGGGAGCGCCGAGAAGAUUUCCAGCGAGGGGGAGAACCCUUUUUCUUCGCAGGAGGUCGAAGGGGGUUUCUUCAGCUCUUCAAGGAGUCAUGGGAACGUGUCGACCCUGGAGAUCAGUCCAGGAGUAUCGCGCAGCAACUCGGACAGUGCUGGAAGAGCUGGGAGGUAUAACAAAAGACCAGCUCCAAAAGCGCCUGACGUAGAAAGUCACGACGACCCUGAAGAGGUCGAGCCGGAGAAGGCUGUGAAAGCCACCCUGAUCAUCAAAACCGGGACCGUGAAGACCUUUGGAGCCGAGGACACCUCGAAAGAGGUCUUCCUGGCCGACUCUUCAGGGUCCAGUAACAGGAAAAGCAGGAAAUCCCGAGGCAAGGAAGGCUUCUCGAAGCUGCUGACCAUCCCGAAGAACAUAUUCCACAACGCCUUCCACAAGGAGCAGAAAAGUUCCACCAAGGACGAGGACCUUAAUCCUUUCGAAGGGGGUUCUUCUAGGUCCAGGUCGCCCAGUACUGGGUCUCCAGCUUCCAGCAAGCUAGCGGAACCUGGAAGCAAGUUCCUGAAGAAGGUCGACGACGUCCAGAAUGUCCUUUUGAAGGCUGCCAUGGUCGAUGCAGAUUCUGAGACUUAUGUCGACCUUAGAGCCGAGUGCAUCGACCCUGAAGCGACUACUUCGGACGACUCGAAGAGCGAAGAACUGGAUAAAACUGUGUAUGAAAGAGCGGAGUAUGAAAAGAUGCUCGCCGAGGGGAGAGGAAAAAGUGGGAAAAGCAAAAUGCAGAUCAGACAGAUGUCGAGGUCGCCGACUCGGAGUGCCAGAAAAACUUUUUUCGACCUCUAGGACUCUCGUGAGAUGUUCUUCAGCCUCUUCCCGAUCCAACGUAGAUAGAUAUCUUCAGUAGGCAUUGUUGAAGAACCUCAACAUUGCAUUGUAAACAUUAUUCAUGAUGCAUUAACGAAGCAAGGAUGUAUGUAGAUUUAUGUCAAAAACUGUUUUUAUACGCCGUAGUCGCUCUUCGGCAUCGAGAUGAAUUUUGGGAACCAAUCCUCGCAGAAUGUUAAACACGUGUAAAGUGCAUCUACAUUAUUGCACGGAUUCUGUCGCAUACUCUUGUAAUUACUUAUGUAUAAUUGCGAAGUUUAUUUUAAACGAUCUUAGCAUCUCGAGUUCAUUAACGCUGCGUCUCUUUACUCUAAACAUGUACAUAUACUUCAUGUUUACAUCGCAUAAUCAUGAUAAAUAAUUAUGAAAGACAACACGAAAAGGAUCGAUUUUAGAUUUCGAAGACAAUCCCGAUCGCUACGCCCGUUAAUGGAAGAUCUUUAUGAAUGAAGAUGUCACGAGAUAUGCAAAUGAAAGAUGAAGAGUCGCUAAAAGAUCGAGAUGUCGAUCUAGGAAGACCAGAAGAUCAAUUAGGAUCGAUCGGAGACCGUACGGAAAUAUUUUCUCGAGUGCUGGAUGAUCCGCUUCUACCCUUUCAUUGUAAACAGAUCCUGCGCUGAACUUUCUAUACUAACACGGAAUUGUAUUUUAUAAUAACAAUUUGUUUGCGAUUGAGAUGUUUAUGCGCACUUGCGGGGCCAAUUUGCAGGAACAUUGUUAAUCGUACGGAGGUGUUCCAGAUUUUCAACACGCUUAGAGAUUAUUUCUGCACGGAGGAAAGAGAAGUGUCAUGAACCAAGGAAAUACUCUGUCAAUUCAAAGAAUAAUUAUUUAACGUAAUUAAACUCGAAUAAAUCGGACGCAACGUUUAUCCGGAAUUCUGACAAUCAUAUUAUAGUCGAUUUAUUCUCGGCAUCAUUAAAAUAUUUCUUUGGUUUAGUGACAUUGUUUUUUUUCUUUGUGUGGGUUCCGCGGAAUCAUGGAUGAUCCCUUUCCGGCGAGUUCCUUUUCUUUCUUUUUUUUUUUUUCUUCUGCCGUGCUUUGAGGCGUGCCGAGAGAGAGAUAGAGACCCAAUAAGGCCAGGUCGGAUCGAGUUGUUUAACAAAAUCCUUUG